AUGUCGCUAUUUGGUUCAUCGCCAACUGAGGAUAGUCCAGCUGCGAGCUCGCCUGGCCCUGCUCGACGUGGUGGUGCUGGACUCUUUGAUAACGAGUCCGCAUCCGCAUCCAAGCCAUCCAACAGUCUCUUCGCGGACGAUGACGACUCCCACGAUUCGCCUUGGGAUAUGCCCACGCCGCGCAAGCAGCAGAGUCGCGCUGAUCUAAUCCGCAGCCUCCUCCCCGGUAGCGACGUGCCCGAUAGCUAUAUCGAGACCUUCGAUACAGUAGUGCGCGAAGAUGGGAGCGGGGGUCAGGUCACCUCGGGAGGUAUCGCAAAGCUCUUCGCUACAGCCAGGCUCGGAGCCGACGCCCAAGCUCGCAUCAUGUCCUUGGUAGCCCCAAGCGGCGGGGAUAUCAAGCUAGGUCGAAACGAGUUCAAUGUCCUACUGGCCCUGGUCGGUCUGGCACAAGAGGGCGAAAUUAUAAGUCUCGAUGGUGUUGAUGAGAGACGAAAACGCCUUCCGCAACCCAAGCUCGCCGGUCUCACUGCAGAGCCCAUCCUGCCUCCAGUUGCUGAACUUUCUGCGAAACCUCCUCAGACGCCUCCCAAAGAUAAUCCUCCUCAACCUCAACCUCAACAACAGCAAACUCCGCCUGCGCAGCAGCAGCCCAAGCAAUUUCGACCAGCUAUGGACGACCCUGAAGAUGACCCAUGGGGUAGCCCCGAUAUGCACAAGACCCACGAUCACGCAGCCAAAUCCAAUGGUGCCCAGCGUCAUAACACAAAUGGACAUGCAAGCUUCAGCCAAACACCUCCGACAACAGUCAUCGAUGCUCCUCCUCUGACCCAUGUCGCGUCGCCUCCUACGACUUCGCCGAAUAGUCGCAGACAGCCCAGCAGCAACUCGGUGACAGGACCUGGUGGAUGGGGAUACUUUGAUGGAAGCAAUCCCACCAUUGGAGGUUUCGGUGAAUCUCCAACUGCUGCUGUUCAGAACCCCUUCGCGACCGCUCCUGGAGCGACUCCCAACGCACAGCCUCCUCCAGGUCUUCAACAUCAUACUAGCAGCUCUAGAGUCAGCCGUGGCGCCGAAGAAAAUGUUCUUGUUACACUUAUGCCUGAAAAGGAAGGUGUCUUCAUGUUCCAGCAUCAUAACUACGAAAUCUCAAGCGUGAGGCGCGGCAGUAAGGUGAUUCGCAGAUACAGCGACUUCGUCUGGCUGUUGGAUUGUCUGCACAAGAGAUAUCCUUUCCGUAUCUUACCGCUACUUCCACCCAAGCGUGUAGGCGUAAACGGCAGUCAUCUGUCGAAUGAUGGCGCUUUCAUCGAGAAGCGAAGAAGGGGCCUGGCACGCUUCCUGAACGCUCUUGUUAGACAUCCGGUCCUUAGCCAAGAACAGCUCGUUGUUAUGUUCUUGACCGUCCCCACUCAUCAGGAACUGUCUGUGUGGCGCAAGCAAGCUACUAUUUCUGUUCAGGAUGAAUUUACCGAUCGAGCGCUACCCCCUGGCCUGGAGGAUUCUUUGCCCGCUGAGCUUGAGGAGCUCUUCUCUCGAACACGCAGUGGUGUCAAGCGUUCUGCUGAGCUUUACAUUAAUGUCUGUAAUAUCAUGGACCGUCUUGUCAAGCGAACCGAGGGUGUGGCUGCGGACCAUGCUCGUAUCGCCCUGUCUUUGGCUUCGCUCACAGAAACAUCCGAGGAUACAUACGCAACGGACACCAACGAGGUUCCGCUACUUAACGAUGGCCUUGUUGCCAUGAGCAAGCACCUCAGAACAACCCAGGCUCUGAUGGAGGACGAGAGCCGUGGUUGGGAUGAGGGUGUGCUGGAGGAUCUCAAGCGCCAACGAGAUGCUCUUGUGAGCGUGCGCGAGCUGUUCGAACGACGGGAAAGACUGGACAAGGAUAACAUUCCUUAUCUGGAGCGAAGAAUCCAGACCAACGAGAGCAAGCUUGCCAGCUUGAGAGCUAAACCAGAAGGUGUGGACAAGGAAUCUAUUGUCCAGCAACAUAAUCGUUCCAUCUUUGUCAAAGAGUGUAUCCGCGACGAACUCAGCACAUUCCAAUCAACACAGUACCACGUCAGCCGAUGGAACCAGGAUUGGGCUGGCGAACGAGUCAAGUAUGCAGAAAUGCUUGCAGACAACUGGCGACGAUUGCUCGAUGAACUCGAGGGCAUGCCGCUGGGAGAUUAG
Fusarium coffeatum is the source of this 2178-nucleotide messenger RNA. RefSeq lists its product as uncharacterized. Gene Ontology annotation, cellular component: endosome. Gene Ontology annotation, biological process: retrograde transport, endosome to Golgi; protein targeting to vacuole. The coding region runs from base 1 to 2178 and encodes 725 amino acids. Lineage: Eukaryota; Fungi; Ascomycota; Sordariomycetes; Hypocreales; Nectriaceae. Gene Ontology annotation, molecular function: phosphatidylinositol-3-phosphate binding. The transcript has 4 exons. The record is from RefSeq and is a predicted model, not a curated record.